AUGCAACAAGGUCUUCCUGCGGACGGGUCCGGGGAUGCCUUCGCUCUUACACAGGACGCAAGUGGGACUGGAGCAGGUGCAGGACCGCUACCCACAGGCUUUGGUGCACCAAGCUUGAACCCCUCAGGAAGCACUCUCACGGAGUUCACAAAGAGAAGGAAUUGGUCCCAGCGAGUGCUGGAAGAACUACGGGACUUCUUGCACAUAUUGACACCGGAUGGCAGGAUUAUCUACGUUUCGCCGUCGUGCAAGGCCCUGACCGGAUACGAACCGUCACAGUUAAUCAACCGCUUCAUUGGCGAAUUCAUACACCCUGACGAUAGCGGCAUAUUCGUGAAGGAAUUCAACGAGUCCAUCGCGACCGGUCACCCACUACGCUUUUUCUACCGCUUCCGUAAGAUGGACGAGUCUUGGAUCAUUUUCGAAUCUCACGGACAUCCCCACUUGAGCCAUAACGAACCGACGCAACCCUUUCUUCCUCCCGGUCACAACUGUCGCGGAUUUUUCAUGAUGUCUCGACCGUAUCCUACAAAAAAUGCCGCGCUGUUGGAUUCCUUCCUGGAACACAAGAUCGAGAAUGAGAGGCUCAUGAAGCGGAUAGCAGAGCUGAAACGUGAGGAACAAGAGGAGACAGAAGGACAGGACAGCUCGUGGGUGCGGAAGCCGGAUGGAACAUCCAUUACAGUUUCAGAAUCGCACGGCCAAACAGAGAGCGAUAACCAGUCUGCGGCAUACAUUGCUAUGCCGCCACCAGCGAAGCCGGUCAUUUCCAAUACUGCUCUCACCCGGCAAAAUCUCGACGAAGCACUUGCGGCCAGCAAGCCAGAUAGUAUUAACGAUAAGAUGGCACGUUACGAAGGGGCGACACAUCUGGAGACGAUUGAAAUGCUCACUGGUCUGCGAUAUCGGGAUGGGGAGCGAUCGCAGGGUAUCAGUACCGGCGACGCCAGCCCAUUGCUCAUUCGCGGAGAUGCUGGCAUUCAGAUAUCUCUUGACCGGGACGGCAGAAGUUCGUCGGAUAAGAAGAAGAAGCUGAAAAUCGCCGAUGAAUAUGUCUGCACAGAUUGCGGUACCCUGGAUUCACCAGAGUGGAGGAAGGGUCCGAACGGACCUAAAACAUUAUGCAACGCUUGCGGAUUACGCUGGGCGAAGAAGGAGAAGAAAAAGCAGACUAACUCCAGUGGUGGUGGAACCCAUCACACCCCUGGAAUGCCAAUGCAUACCAGCACGAACAGUAGCUGA
This is a messenger RNA of Aaosphaeria arxii CBS 175.79, 1242 nucleotides long. RefSeq lists its product as uncharacterized. The coding region runs from base 1 to 1242 and encodes 413 amino acids. Gene Ontology annotation, biological process: regulation of DNA-templated transcription. NCBI's taxonomy places the organism in Eukaryota, Fungi, Ascomycota, Dothideomycetes, Pleosporales. Gene Ontology annotation, molecular function: protein binding; zinc ion binding; sequence-specific DNA binding. The transcript is spliced from 2 exons. The record is from RefSeq and is a predicted model, not a curated record.